Messenger RNA from Parasteatoda tepidariorum (common house spider), 1805 nucleotides. RefSeq lists its product as uncharacterized. Gene Ontology annotation, biological process: regulation of transcription by RNA polymerase II. The record is from RefSeq and is a predicted model, not a curated record. NCBI's taxonomy places the organism in Eukaryota, Metazoa, Arthropoda, Arachnida, Araneae, Theridiidae. Gene Ontology annotation, molecular function: DNA-binding transcription factor activity, RNA polymerase II-specific; RNA polymerase II cis-regulatory region sequence-specific DNA binding.
AUGACAAGACCUUCUCCGUCCCCUGAUAAAGUUAGGGGGCAGUUGGAAGGAGUUUGCAGAACAGGAUCGUCGUCACCUCCACGUGGAUUGGGAUUUGGACGAGAAAUGGGCAGUGCUUUUCGAGUUGUAACACCUAAACGAGUUGAAAAAGGUGGGGAAAGUUCGCCUCCUUUCUCGAGUCUUGCAAAUUCAUCCUCCCCUCCCCCGACGGGAGCGGCCAGCAGGGGAGACGAAGAGGUGAGGCCGUCGGAGCCCCUGAGGACCUGCUACCCAGGACUGUGGUACGGUUUGCCCGCUUUCAAAUCGGUUGCCACUUUUGAGUCCAGUUUCCCUCUCUUUCCCUUCUUCACCCCUCAUCUUUUGGCACCACCUCCAAACGACAAUGCUUCCGUCAUCCCACCGACAAGUGUUGCCAGUAACAAGGUGGAAAGCAUAUCGAAUGCGGGAACACAGGAAGCGAGUCGAGUGCUCUCCAAGGAGUAUCCUCUUCCUGCUCCUCUUGCGGGAGCGGACUUCCGGUCACUCGGACUAGGACUGUGGCCAGGAGAUCUGCGCACUCAUCCUCUCUUCUUUCCUUCCGGAAUUCAUUCCUCUCCCUCAUCAUCUUCCAUGCUUCACAGGUCUUCGUCGACAUCGAGUGGAACAAAUGGCCUGUUGCCCGCCCAUUACACGACUGCAGCCGAGAUCUUCCGACCUUUUCCGUCUCUUGCACACUGCGUUUCCUUUCCCCUCCUGGGACUCGGAUCCCCCUACUCAGAUUCAGUGAAACACCUACACCCCCACCAUCCACUCCACCCUCACUUCAAAGAUGGUGGACUUUUACUUAGUCCAGGUUCGAAACCCGCCAGCGGUCAUCCUCAUCCGAGUGACGUCUACUCUUGUGUAAAGUGCGACAAGAUGUUCAGUACACCUCAUGGCUUAGAAGUCCAUUCUCGGAGAUCUCACAGCGGGAAAAGGCCUUUUGCAUGCGAGCUUUGCAACAAGACCUUCGGCCAUGAGGUCAGCUUGAGUCAGCACAGGGCCAUUCACACGGCCGAGAGGACAUUUGAGUGCAAGCAGUGUGGAAAGAGCUUCAAACGCUCAUCGACGCUCUCUACUCAUCUGCUGAUACACUCCGACACUCGUCCCUACCCGUGUCAGUAUUGUGGUAAACGAUUCCACCAGAAGUCUGAUAUGAAGAAACACACAUAUAUACAUACGGGUGAGAAACCCCAUAAGUGCACAGUCUGUGGUAAGGCCUUCAGUCAGUCAUCUAACCUAAUCACGCACAGUCGGAAGCAUACGGGAUUCAAACCCUUUGCCUGCGAUAUUUGUGGACGAGCUUUUCAGCGAAAAGUCGAUCUCAGAAGACAUAAAGAAACACAACACUCUGACAUGAGGGCACUUCACUAGACCGGUUAUUCGACUGUAAACAGCUGGGAAACUGUUCUACACUGCUGUUUCGAUGUAUGUGUAUAUUGGAAUUUUGUCACAUCGACUUCAAAAUUAGCGUCCAGGGCUAACUAUAGCUUCAAAAUACCACGACUUGAGGAAGCUGGAUUCGACACUAAACCGACUGUGAUUAUAUUAUGCAUGGUCUAAGUUGAUAUCAUGAACGAGUGAUACGCAUUACCAGUUGCUGUAAUCUCUAUACAGGCAACAUGACGCGUCUUUAAAGUGAAACUAUUUAGAAAAUCAUUCUUUUAAAUGUGCUUCAAAGUCAUAAAUUAAAGGUACCUUUCAGAUACAUCUGAAAACCAACAUGACUGAGGACUAGUCGAUUGUCUGCAAAAAAAACGCGAAAUUAAAAAGACUCAAAAUUUAAU